Solanum pennellii is the source of this 546-nucleotide messenger RNA. RefSeq lists its product as uncharacterized. The transcript is spliced from 4 exons. Lineage: Eukaryota; Viridiplantae; Streptophyta; Magnoliopsida; Solanales; Solanaceae. The coding region runs from base 1 to 546 and encodes 181 amino acids. The record is from RefSeq and is a predicted model, not a curated record.
AUGGUAACAAUUCGAGAUGCUUGGAGAAGACAUAGAAGUGAUUUGAAGAUGAAUUAUUCUGAUCCAUAUGACACUGAUGCAGUUCGAAUGGAAAAAAAGCCUGGUCAUAUUCCAGAAUGUCAAUUUAGAGAGCUUCUCAAAUAUUGGAAUUCUGAAAAAUUCAAGAAAAUGUCUGAAACAAAUGCAAAGAAUCGAAAAAAACUGAUGAAUCCACACACUGCUGGCAAAAAGAGUUUUGCUUUAGUUCGUAAUAAGUUGGAGAAAUAUAAGGAGACAGUAUCAUCUAAGGAUCUCUUUGUGGUUACAAGAACAAGAAAACCCGGGCGUUUGUACAAGUCUUCAAAUGAAGAUACUACUAGUAAAAUUGCUGAAAUAGAGGAAAUUGAAAAUCAAAUAAGCAUAAAUGGUGAGUAUGUUGAUGCAUUUUCAAGCGUCAUGGGUCCUGAACAUCCAGGACGUCUAAGACUACAUGGCGCAGGAGUUACAAAGACUAGUUUGAAAAAAAAAAGUUGGCAAUUCAGAAUCAACUUUAAGUGCAACAACUGA